Messenger RNA from Fraxinus pennsylvanica, 2058 nucleotides. NCBI's taxonomy places the organism in Eukaryota, Viridiplantae, Streptophyta, Magnoliopsida, Lamiales, Oleaceae. The record is from the annotation of a GenBank genome assembly.
AUGAGAUCGAGGAAAGUAAAAACUGUCAAUGACUCAAAGAAGCAAAGAUCGCCUCCACCUUCAACAACCCCUGUGGAAGAGAAAUGGGCGAGUGAGGAUCUAAGAGUAAUGACAAUGGCGAGCGAUGCCGUCUUCAUGACUAUCUAUCGCUUCCUCCUCCGUUCCGUCCGCCGCUACUCUGCCACCUCCUUCGGAACCCCCGUUUUCAACACAUCCACCCAGACGCUAAACCACCACCUAGACACUCAAUCCCCCUUCCAGUCCUCCUCCGCUUCCGCCGCCGCCGACAUCAACCCCUGUCAAUCCCCCAUUUCCACCACAAAUAUCUUAAAUAAUCAAUUUAAAAAUACUUCCACAUCAUCUACACCUGUACGCUCCUACGGCUUCUCCUCCGCCGAAGAGGCAGCUGCUGAGCGUCGUCGCCGCAAGCGCCGCGUACGCAUUGAGCCCCCACUCUAUGCCCUGCGCUCCCAUCCUGCCCCACCAAAACCCAACGACCCCAAUAAGCCUCGUCUCCCAGACUCUACCUCUUCCCUUGUUGGUUCUCGCCUCAACCUCCACAACCGUGUCCAGUCCCUCAUCCGCGCCGGCGACCUCGAUUCGGCCUCCUACAUUGCCCGUCAGUCUGUGUUCCAAUCGCCCCGUCCCUCGGUCUUCACCUGCAACGCGAUCAUUGCUGCCAUGUAUCGCGCCAAGCGCUACGACUAUGCCAAAGCCCUCUUCCAAUACUUUUUUAAUCAGUUCGACAUUAUUCCCAAUAUUGUUUCCUUCAAUAACCUCAUUGGAUGCCACUGCGAGUCCAGUGAUAUUGAGGAGGCAUUAAAAGUAUAUAAUCACAUUCUUGAGAACGCCCCUUAUGCACCAUCAGCCGUCACUUAUCAGCAUCUCACCAAGGGACUUAUUGAUGCUGGACGAAUUAAUGAUGCAGUGGGUUUGCUCCGUGAAAUGUUGCAUAAGGGUCAUGCAGCUGAUUCUUUGGUUUAUAAUAAUUUGAUUCUUGGGUAUUUGAACCUGGGAAAUUUAGAGAAAGCAAAUGAGUUGUUUGAUGAGUUGAAGGAGCGUUGCUCUGUUUAUGACGGGGUUGUAAAUGCAACCUUCAUGGAUUGGUUCUUCAAACAGGGGAAGCCGAAGGAUGCAAUGGAAUCAUAUAGGGAUUUGAUGGAUAGGAAUUACAGGAUGGUGCCUGCCCAGCGAAACGUGCUUUUAGAGACAUUGUUGAGGCAUGGAAGGAAGAAAGAGGCUCGGAAUUUGUUCAAUGACAUGUUGGACGAUCACACCCCGCCAUCAUUUCUGGCAGUAAAUUCAGACACAUUCAAUAUGAUGGUUAAUGAGUGCUUCAAGGAUGGAAAUGUUGCAGAGGCAAUGGAGGUAUUCAAGAGGGUCGGGAAGGCGGUAAAGUCGAAGCCUUUUAUGAUGGAUGUGGCAGGGUAUAACAAUAUGAUGGCAAGGUUGUGCGAGCUUGACAUGAUCGAUGAGGCAGAGGAAUAUUAUAGGCAAGUGAGUAUGAAAUCAAUGUCUUUAAGUGUGAAUACUUACAAAAUAAUGAUUGAUGCUUAUAUGAAAGUGGAUAGGAUUGAGGAAAUGUUGGAUAAGUAUUCGAAGAUGGUUGAGUCAGGGUUUAGGGUUAUUCCAGCAUAUGCGAAUGAGUGGUUUGGGUUCUUGAUUGAGAAGGGUCGGGUUCUUGACUGUCUACCCAUUUUGUCGAAAAUGGGUAAUAAAGAACCGAGACCUGAUUUUACAACCUAUAAUGUUGUAAUUAGGGGCCUAAUUGAGGGAGGCAAUUAUGAUGCCACUGUCAAUUUGCUCAGUCAGAUGAUGGACUACGGUGUUGAUACCACUGUUUCACUCGAGGAAUUUGUGUUGGAUGUUUUUGAGAAACAAGGGAGACGAAUGGAGGUUGAAAACAUUUUCAAUAGAAAAUCGUCUCCGUUUCCACCUCAGAGGCCAUAUCCUGGAUCACGAGGCUCCACACAGACAAUGGUGCCUCCUCAAAUGCCAGAACAGGGAAAAUGGAAUCCCUCGAUGCAAUGGCAAACAAAUUUACCUGCAAACACCUAA